Messenger RNA from Naegleria lovaniensis, 705 nucleotides. RefSeq lists its product as uncharacterized. Gene Ontology annotation, molecular function: protein binding. The transcript has 2 exons. Bases 1 to 705 code for a protein of 234 amino acids. NCBI's taxonomy places the organism in Eukaryota, Heterolobosea, Eutetramitea, Acrasida, Naegleriidae. The record is from RefSeq and is a predicted model, not a curated record.
AUGCUUCGUUCGUUUGCUUUGAAGGCUUCCACAGCAAAGAAGGUCUCUUCAUCAUCAUUUUCAAGAGUUUUAUGUGUUUGUUCCAUCAAUAACAAUAUUCUUCUCGGUACAACAACAAGUAUUAAUUCUCAUUCUUCUUCGGGAGUUUGGAAUAUUGGAGCCGUAGCUACAACAGAGAAUAAUUUACGAUUUUAUGCUGAAGAGCAAAGACAAAAGAAUCCAAAGAGUAAACACGGAAAGGAAUCAAGUUUUAAACGUCUGUCCCACGAAGAAUGUGUGCAAGUUUAUGAUUAUUGGAAGAGCCAAGGCAAACAACUUAAUUUCACUUUCUAUAGACAAUUCAUACAACAUUGCAAUAAUCUAUGCUGGGACAAACCAGAAUACCUCGAAAAGGCCUUCUCAAUUGCAGAUGAUAUGAAAAAAGAUGGAAUAGAGUGGAACCGUGAAGUUUACUUUAUGCUGAUUCAAUGUUGUAUUCGUACAAGAAAACCAGAGAAUUUAGAUAGAGGAUUUGCCCUCAAAGCAGAAAUGGAAAAACAAGGAAUUACUUCUUCUCAAUUAAUUUACAAUGCACUUAUUAGAGGAUGUGCUCUGCUCGACCAAAAAGAAAGAGCAAAACCGGUUUUUGAAGAUUUAAUGAAAUUGAAAGAAGUUCCUCCUGGAAUUAAGUUUGAAGAUGUUUUCAAAUAUUUGAAGGAGUUGUAA